CUGCGGGGCGGGGCUGGAGACGGCGGGGUCGCGCUUCCCUCGCUGCGCAGCUUGGACGGAGGACCUCGGACGGGGCGCUGGGCUGGGCUGGGAGCCGCGGGGCGGCGAGGCGUCGCUUCCCUCGGAGCAGCCCGGCCCCCGCCCGCUGACCCCCGAUGCAGGAAGCGGAAGACCCCCGCCCGGCGCCCGCUCCUCCAUCCGGGCUCGCGCCGCGCCCUUCCCCGGCGGACGGCAGCUCCUCGCCGCCGCCUCCUCCUCCUCCUCCUCCUCGCUCUCGGCUGGCUGCGCGGCGGCGGCGGCGGCGGCGGCGGCUCUCCGGUUCAGAUUUUGGUUGAGGACUUGCAAGAAGUAUAUUGAAAAGUUGCGGCCACAGAGAGCAGCGCAAGGAAGUGCCACCCUGCAGCUCCAUGUCUGGCAGAUGCCACACGAGGGAAGAUGCUGCUGCACUGACUGGGCAUUACCUGUGCCACCCAGGGGUGGGCGCCGCGGGCCAAGGGUGCAGGGAGAGCCUGGCCCAGUCAGGAGACCUCACUCUGUGGCAGCGCUGCAGAUGCGCUGCCCCCUCGUCAGCCCUGGGAAGCAGAGGGCUGCCUCGGAGGCGAGGCGCACCCAUGGGGAGGGGCAGCAGCUCUCCACGCCCCAGCUGGGGGCCUCAAGGAGGCGGCUUCUUAAGCCCAAGGAUGUCGGUGACGUGGCUCUGAUAGCGGUUGCUCCCCCUCCCUCCGUGCGAGACCCAGUAUCCUGAAGCUAGGAAGAAGAGGCCGAGGCCUCCAGUCCCCACCCCCCACCCCGGAGUCACAACAGUUUCCCAAAGAAAAGGGUCUUCUCCAGAAACAGAUAUUUUCAAAACAGGUUUUAUAAGAACUCAAAACAGCAAGGAGGCCCUGUGAGUUUUCCUUCUGCAGUUCAAGGUCUGGUUCCCGAAGGCGGAGGAUUUCGUAUGCUUCAGUGCAGGAAGACCAUCUCUGGUCUGGCCAUCGCUUGCUGUGGGACCUUCAUGACUCAGAAAGGGUAGUCCAGUCAAGUCCAACUCUUGGCCGGCCCUGCUCCUCCCUCCGCUUUUCCAUUGGCUGCAGCUGAGCGGAGGGGGCCUUCUCCUUGGAGCCCGCCAUGAAGUUUUCCUUGCGCUUCUGGUUCCUCUCUACAGCGUUCCUGCUUGUCUUCAUCAUGUCGCUGCUCUUCACCUAUUCGCACCACAGCAUGGCCUAUCUGGACCUCAGUGGGCUGAACGGGCUCCACCGGGUGAAGCUGGUGCCCAGUUAUGCCGGCAUGCAGCGCUUGAGCAAGGAGGGCCUCUUGGUGAAGAGCUGUGCCUGCCACCGGUGUGCCAUGGAGUCCGGCGACACCACCUGGUUCGACAGCCGCUUUGAUGGCAACAUCUCCCCGGUGUGGACCAAAGAGAAUGUGGACUUGCCGCCGGACGUCCAGAGGUGGUGGAUGAUGUUGCAGCCCCAGUUCAAGUCCCACAACCUUCAUGAAGUGUUGGGCAAGCUCUUCCAGAUUGUUCCAGGAGAGGAUCCAUACAGGUGCCGGGAGUCCCUGUCCUGCCGGCGCUGUGCUGUCGUGGGCAACUCAGGGAACUUGCGAGGCUCCGGCUAUGGCCAAGAUAUCAAUGGGCACGACUUCAUCAUGAGAAUGAACCAGGCACCUACAGUGGGCUUUGAGGCAGAUGUUGGGAGCAGGACAACCCACCAUUUCAUGUAUCCCGAGAGUGCCAAGAACUUGCCUGCCAAUGUCAGCUUUGUCCUGGUGCCCUUCAAAGCCUUGGACCUGCUGUGGAUCGCCAGCGCCCUCUCAACAGGCCAGAUCCGAUUCACUUACGCACCAGUGAAGCCGUUCCUCCGGGUAGACAAAGAGAGGGUUCAGAUCUACAAUCCAGCAUUCUUCAAAUAUAUCCAUGACCGGUGGACAGAGCAUCAUGGCCGCUAUCCCUCCACAGGCAUGCUGGUGCUGUUUUUCGCCCUGCAUGUUUGCGAUGAGGUCAACGUCUUUGGCUUCGGGGCAGAUGGCCACGGCAACUGGCACCACUACUGGGAGAACAACCGCUAUGCUGGAGAGUUCCGGAAAACCGGAGUGCACGAUGCAGACUUUGAGGCCCACAUUGUGGACAUCCUGGAGAAAACUAACAAGAUCAGUGUUUAUCGUGGCCACUGAGGUUUCCAGCUGCUGCCGGGCAGCCUGACUGUCGGUGGCUGCGUGAGGAGGGACGGUUCUCCUGCACCUGAUGCACCAUUUGGAAAAGGAAAUGAGGAGCACAGGGAGGGGAGGACGCCAAAGCCGAGGAGGUUCCAGUGAAGCAGAUUCAGGCAGAGAGCAGCUCGAGUCCUCCUCCUUCCUUAGAACAAACCAAUGAGAUGCAGGAGCCUCUGCAGCAGCCGAGCAAUGGAGGGAAAGAGGAGCCGUGGGGGCUGUCCAGGCUCCUCCUCCUCCUCCUCCUCUUGCUUCUGCCCAAGUCUGGCUCUAUGGCUGAGACCCCCUUUUGCCUCCACCAAGCCCCACGAUGGGCACAUUGAGACUCUUUUUUAAAACUUAAGAUUUUCUUCAGUAAAUGAGAGGAGCUUCCUGCCUUUGCCCCAGGAAGUUGUUUUUCUUCUUUUUUUCUGUCCAAUUAGGUGCCAGGCUGGAUUGCAUUUUUGUCCCAGACACGUAAACUCAUGGAGUAACCUUGGAGGAGAAGCCAGGAAGAGCCUGGAGAUUGUGAACAUUGACCUCUAGCUCAGGGCGUGGUGUGCUUGCAACGAGGGCAGAUGCUCUUGUUCCCGAAACAUCCAAGAGGUCCUGCUGAAGCACUCAGAUUCUGUAGGCUGUGACUCAGACUCUUCAUUUCUGUCCUGCCCUCCAAUACGGCAAGAUCUCAUCCCUUUGCCCGUAGGUUCCUGGCCACCCAGACCUCCUUCCUCCCUCUCUCCGCUCAACCUAUUUUCAGUCAUGUGUUCUGCUCAUGGCAGGAAUGCAAGGAAGGGCUGCCCUUCACGUCUUUAGGGGGAGAGGGCUCCGCCUCUGGGUUGCAACCUUUCUCCAGGGGAAGGAGGGGUGGUUGACAAAUGGGUCACAUGGAGUCAGAAUCCUGAUGCCUUCCAGGAUGUAAUCCACAAGCGAUUAACAUUUUCUAGGCCACUUUCUGCAAAAGGAGCCGUCGGAGCUAGCAGUUUUAGGCCUGCAUUUACCUUGCUAGCGGGGGGUGGGGGUGGGCGCUUCAGGAUGCUGUAUUCCUGCCUGCUCUCCUUCAAGCAAGAGAGCAAGAGAAGUGGCUCCUGAGUCAGCCCGGCUGCCUUCUCUUGCUCUGGGUGCAGGCAGCUUUCCAGCUGCUUUGGCGAUUAAGGUCUUGAAGACAAAUGGUAAAAGCAAGUUGCCCAUAAGCGGUUUUCUUCAAAAGGACAAUCCCAGCAAAUGGUAUUAAAUCAGUGUUUUCUUUCUUGAAAUAAUCGAAUUCUACAGCAUGACGGAGCUGUGGCAAUGGUGGCUUUUUGUUACAAGCAUAACUAACAAUAUUUCCCCAAGGUGUUUUUGGAGCACUAAAACAUAUGAAAUGGCAGCAAUCAGGGAUCUAUAAACCAGUCCUGGCCUUGGCGGGUCAAUAGCUUCUGGCUGACACCAGGGCAGCUUUCUAUGGUCAUAUCGAAGUGGAGGGUACCCUCCCCAAUGGUGCUGGGUCGCCCUUGUGCUUCUGGGACAGCAUCAGAUCUGACUGUCACCCCUCCCCUCCACACCUACUGCAACUGGAUUGCAGUUUCCCUUUGGUGUGCCUUGCGAUGCCCCUCAGAACUCUCUAGCCUGAUGCUUUGAGCUGCAGAUACCUGCAGCCAAGGAGCUCGUGGGUCCAAGAGUGCCCAGGAUCCCUGGACCUUCUCUCAAUCUUUGUUUCUCCACAAAAGAGGUUGGGGAAAGGUCAGCUGAUUGCGGGACCAGCAGAUAAUCACCAGUGUCAUCAGGACUGACCUGGAGUGAUGGCCUACAAGAGUUGCUUUGCUUUGAUUCUACAAACAAGAAUUGUGUGACCUUCAGCUCUUUCCCACUUGAUCCCUGUAACUGAGGUACCAGCUGGAAGCAUGGGCAUGGGGCUCCCUGGGCUUUGGGGCCCCAGGGCUGGGAGCUGCAGCCUUCUGCUGACUUCUUCCCACAUCAAUUGCAAUUGCAAUGCCUCCAGUUCACUAGGGUACUUUUCUAGGGGGUUUCCUUAGUGAACCGUUGAUAGCCCUUCACACAUCUUUAUCCCACUGCCCCUGGAUGGCAUGGCAUGGGCUGAUGAGACACUGGCUAAUCCCAGGAGCUUUUGCAGCUGGCAGAAUGGCUGCCAUGAUUUCUUGGACUGGGCCCGCACCCGUUGUCAGAGUGAGGGGGAGACGCUCUGAAGUAGGGAGAUGAUCUAGUCCCUGAUAGUCCCGCCUGGGCUUCUUCCUGUCCCAGGACAGUCCUGGCCAAAUCAGUUGGUGCUUCAGCUCCAGAGGUUGGGAGCGGUCAUUGCCCAAUUUUUGCAAAUCUUACAGGCUCUGGAAGUCCUACAGCCAAAGGGUUUGUUUUCCUUCCUACCUAGGAAGCUGCCUACGCUUCAAACCAGUGAUGCCGCCCUUCGUUUUGUUGUUUUUUAAUUUCACAGGCUACAGUUUGGAAGAACUGGAUUUGUUUUGUGUUCUGCUACACAAAAUAAAAGCUGUACCUUUUCCUUCUGGGGGCUCCUGGUAUUUAUGCUGCACAUGUCUUGGACCCUUUUACAGGUGCAGGAGAUGCUCAGGAGAAAGCGGAGGCUCCAGCCAAACUGCUGCCACUGACUCAAAUUCACUGGCUCCAAGCACAGAUCCCAGUCUAACCAGUGCAAAGUAAGACGGAACAACUCCCGUCCAUAACCUCGACGUUAUUUCUGUUAACGCAUCCCAAGAUGGAGAGGAGUGGCUGGCUGGCUGACGAGCUAACCCACAUGUACGCCGGGUUGCUUCUCUUAUGCGCUCCAACGCCAUGAGUCCCCAUGCCCGCUGGGAUUCACCACAUGGGUGGCGCACCUGGACAAGACCUCCUCCAGAACCUUCCAAAGCUUACAGCCUCGCUGACAGGAAGCUUCCUGGCCAUACCUGUCUUGUUGGUAGCCUCUCCGGCUCAAAACAUCUAGUCUAAACUUGCUCCAUCAGACGUGGGAAAAGGAGAUUUGGGACAAUUGCCUUGUUUCCUCCUCCAGACUGUUCCCAUAUUCAUAGGUAGUUCAAAGACAUCUUCCCCUUUGGCUCCUCACAGAGAUCAGUCGGUCACAUUCUCUUUCCAAAGGGCACCUCCAGUUCCAAUCUAUUGUAGGUCUGCUUUUCUGUGGUGAAUGGCUGAUUGACUUGCUAUUAAGAUUUUCACCAUCCCCAGUCAGCAGAGCCACAAGCCUUGAAUACAGGAGGGCGGAGCAUUCCGAGACUGGCCGCCUGCUCCAUGUCCUUGUUGAAGUUUGUCAUGUAAUCCAGCUGUGGAUCAAGCAGGAGAUGGACACCUUUUGUAGGCCUCACUUUCCCUUCUUCCUCUCCCCUCCCUUCAGGGCAGUUCUUCAACUCUGAUCUCACAUCUGUUCCAGCCGAGCACGGUCUCUCCCAAAGACCACCAUCUUUCCCUUAGAUCAUGGGUGUCAUGCCGUCACGUGACGCUUUUCCCCUUCGUGGAGCUGGGGUGGGCAUGGCUUGCGUGUGACGCAUCUGGCCAGUGGGCCGCCAAGUUUGACACCCCCGCCUUAGAUGUCCUGCAUCUGCUGAGCCUCGGAUUUUGUCCACUGCACUUGAAACAUGGCACCCACCAUGUUCGUUCCAUAGUGGAUGAGCGGUGAUCUCCCUUAACCUGACAAUAAUGCUUUUUUUAAAAAAAACUUUUUAGUAAAUUGUAAUAAAGCACGUGCAUGCAUACACACACAGACAAACACAAAAAGCAGCACAAAACCCAGGAUCCACAUUAACAUUCCUAUAAUUGUAUAGCAGAAGGCACCCACAAUUCCCCUGCUUGAUAUAAACUACUAAGUCAAAAGGGCUGAGCUUUAACCAGCCCUGAAUGAGCAAGAGAAGAUGGGGUUGCUGCUGUGGGAGCACUGAUGAUAUUUGGAAAGCAUCUGCCAGAGUCCUGUUUUUAUUUUCAGUAUUAGCUUACACUGAGUAUUUGACCAAUUUUUGGAGCAUGGAUUGAAGUUGCAGUUGGGCCAAAUGAAUAGUUUACAACUUGAUCCACCAAAACAGAGAGAUUGAAAAAAAAAUUCAGUCUGGCUAAAACUAUUCCAGUGCAUAAAAGAGAAGAAAUUACAACCUUUUCUUUUAGGGUUUAAAAAUAACUUGGAGGAUCAGAGAUCCUUGAUAGGUGAAGAAAAAUGGCAAAUCCAAUCAAAACAUCUGACUAUGCAACCAACAUAGCAAUUCGUCAUGCAUUUACAUUCCUGUAGCGAUAUUGAUGGAUGCCCUGCAGAAAUGGAGGCAGAGGUUUACUGCAGGUCAAAUAAACUGUCGAAGAUGAAAGGCAGGCAUUGGCUGAUUUCAUAAAAGACAGCCAAGGAUAAUAGGCAUUCAAGUUUAAACUUGGAACUUGAGGAAUGUGCAGGAAACAAAACCUGAACAUUGAAAUAAGGUAAUAAAAACAUGAACAGAAUGCUGGCAAGGAAAAGCCAUUACAGUACAUGGUCAAUUUCUACAAAUGGUGAAGGAGAAAAUGGAUGCAACCUGGCAACGAUUUAAAAGUGGAACAUUAAAAAAAGGAAUCUGAAAACUUGAUUUUGGCUGCUCAAGAGUAAGCCAUUUGAACUAAUGCAAUCAAAGCCAGAAUUGAAAAAAAAUGUCAUUUCAAAGUGCAAAUUGUAGAGAGGCAGAAGAAACAAGUAGAUCAUAUAUUAAACCUGUGUAAGAAGAUUGCACAGAUAGAAAAGUGGAAACAUAAAAAUUGGAAAGUCAAAAGCGAGGUUAAAAUAUUGUGCAAUUUCUGAAUACAGGCUGAUAAAAGUCUUGACUCAACACACCAGACAACUGUGCUUGAAAAGAAGACUGUGGAUAAUGGACAUGGCUAUAUCAGGAUAGGAGAAUAGGAGAAAAAUAAUUGGAGAAGAUUAGGAAGUAUCAAGAUCUGAAAAUCCAAAUUGAAAGAUUACGGCAUAAACCGGCCAUGGUGGUCUCAACAACCCUUGGUGGCAAAGUGGUUAGAAUGCAGUAUUGCAAGUUAACUGACUCAGCCUUCCAUCCUUCCAAGUUCAGUAAAAUGAGAGCCCAGAUUGUUGGGGGCAACGUGCUGACUUUGUAAACUGCUUAGAGAGGGCUGGAAAGCACUGUGAAGUAGUGUAUAAGUCUAAGUGCUAUCGCUAUCGCUCUUCCUUUUCCCCCUUCCUUCUUUCCCUCCAUCCAUGCGUGCAUCCAUAUUAUGCAGUGCUUAGAAUGCAGUAUUGCAGGCUAACCUGCUGCUCACUCCAGGAGUUUCUGAGCAGCUGAAGGUCGACUCAGCCUUCCAUCCUUCUGAGAUGGGUAAACUGAAGACCCAGAUUGUUGGGGGCAAUAUGCAGACUCUGUAAACUGCUUAGAAAGGGCUGUAAAGCACUCUUGAGUCUAAGUUCUAUUCUAUUUGCACACUGGGUGCCCUACCAAAGUCUUGCAGCUGCCACUUGCAAAGGCCACAUGCCUGUGCUACACCAAGACCUCAUUUGGUUUUGGGGAAGAACUUGAUGUGUAUGAUGUGCCUUCACAUUAUGAUGAACAGAUAAUAACAAUUUAAGUGAGAUGGAUGGCAAACAAAUUUAAUAAACAAACAAACUAACAAGUGCCAAUGUGCAGGCUUCCCAUUCCAUGAUCUAGGCGUGUUACCUAGAAUUUUAAUGUUCAUUAUUAGUUUUUUAAAGGGUGACAUUAUCACUUUUAACAUGGCAACUCUGGCCACAUUUUUAGCUUUAGAAAACAUGGGGUUGUUUUUUUUUUCUUCUUGGCCAAGGCCAUUUCUUUUGGUAUGCAGGAACUUGCCAUUUCAGCACUAAACAAGAGAGAGUGUAUUCUGAAAGUCCCUGAAUGCACUUAUACUUUUUAAGAAAGAUACAAACCCUUUUGGGAAGAGUAGUGCAACCCCUAAACUUGCCAACUUCUGCAAUAUUAUCUAGAAUCCAUAUUUUGUAUUGUUUAAUUCGAACGUGUGAUCAAUGCCUCUUACGGUUUCAUCAGCUACACGCAUCAAAUCUAUCAUUUAUUUCUGUACCCUAUAAAAAAAAAAACCCUCGACCUCC
Molecule: messenger RNA, 8200 nt
Organism: Ahaetulla prasina
Lineage: Eukaryota; Metazoa; Chordata; Lepidosauria; Squamata; Colubridae
Gene: ST3GAL2
Product: ST3 beta-galactoside alpha-2,3-sialyltransferase 2
Exons: 7
Coding region: 1111-2154 (347 amino acids)
Molecular function (GO): beta-galactoside (CMP) alpha-2,3-sialyltransferase activity
Source: RefSeq, a predicted model, not a curated record